UCCUUUCAUGCCGAUCAAAGCCUCGUGGGCUCUCUUCGUUUUCCCAUCGUCGCUUCGCAGACAUGUCGCCUCUGCACUCGACUGUUGGCCACCAUGAUCCAAUGCUCUUACUGCGACAAAAGAUUGCGCACUCGCGAAGGAUGGAUCAUGCAUUGUCAGGCAAAGAAGGACCACGAAUUCUGUGCGGACUGCACUAUCCUCUUCUCCGAUAGGGCUUCGCUUUGCUCUCAUCUAUGUGCAUCCCAUCAUAGCCGUUAUUGUUCUCUCUGCGAUCGUCUGUUCAGCAGCGACUGGGCCUGUCAACAGCACAGAUCUUCCCGAGCUCACAAAACAUCCGAUAUCCCCUGCGCGAUGUGCUCGAGGAUGUUCAAAGCGCCCUCUGAGAUCGCUGCGCACGUCGAAUCAGGCGGAUGCAAUCCCAACAUCAACCGACACCACGUUAGCGCCGCCAUCCAUGCCAUCGAUAUCUCGCCCCCCAUCACCAUCGCUCGCCGUAUCGAGAGCCCAGCGAGUCCUGUUGUCCAUUUUUCGGCGUCGGAAAUGGCUUUCAACGGAAAGGCAUACGAAUGCUAUAUCUGCCAUGGCACGUUCACCAAGCUCCAGUUCCUCAAUUUACACCUCAACUCUCCGGUGCAUGAUGCCGACGAGUUCAAAUGUCCAAAGAGAAAGUGUGGAAAAAAGUUCAAGCUCAUUUCAUCGCUCAUCCAGCACAUUGAGAGCGAAUCUUGUGGCGUCGCGAGAUUUGCUACUGUGCAGAUGGAAGCGAUACUCCUGACGGGCCAGUUUGCGCGGUUGGUGUUGGGAUAAGGAAGUGUGUUUUCCUCUUGCACUAUACAUUUUACAAGAACGUUUCUGGAAGACCGCAGUGCACUGUUGAUUGACUUCCUGUUGUACUGUUAGUCGACCAAU
Messenger RNA from Guyanagaster necrorhizus, 909 nucleotides. RefSeq lists its product as uncharacterized. NCBI's taxonomy places the organism in Eukaryota, Fungi, Basidiomycota, Agaricomycetes, Agaricales, Physalacriaceae. The record is from RefSeq and is a predicted model, not a curated record. Bases 94 to 807 code for a protein of 237 amino acids. The transcript has 3 exons.